Messenger RNA from Suricata suricatta (meerkat), 870 nucleotides. RefSeq names its product MAS related GPR family member G (gene MRGPRG). Gene Ontology annotation, biological process: G protein-coupled receptor signaling pathway. The coding region runs from base 1 to 870 and encodes 289 amino acids. The record is from RefSeq and is a predicted model, not a curated record. Gene Ontology annotation, cellular component: membrane. The transcript is spliced from 2 exons. Gene Ontology annotation, molecular function: G protein-coupled receptor activity. NCBI's taxonomy places the organism in Eukaryota, Metazoa, Chordata, Mammalia, Carnivora, Herpestidae.
AUGUUUGGGAUGUUCGGGCUCUGGAGCACCUUCAGCAGUGCGCUCUCCUACCUCACCCUGGCCGUCUGCCUCGGAGGGCUGGCGGGGAACGGGCUUGUCCUCUGGCACCUGGGCCUCCACAUUAAGAAGGGCCCCUUCUCCGUCUACGUCCUCCACCUGGCGGCCGCCGACUUCCUGUUCCUCUGCUGCCAGACAGCCGCCUUCGUCGCCCAGACCGCCCUGGGCGUCCGGGACACCCUGUACCUCGCCAUCACUUUCGUGGGCUUCUCGGCCGGGCUGGGGCUGCUGGCGGCCUUCAGCGCCGAGCGCUGCCUGUCCUACGUCUGCCCCACCUGCUACGCGGGCUGCCGGCCCAGACACACCUCGGGCGUCGCGUGCGGCCUCCUCUGGGCCCUGAGCCCCCCCGCUGUGCUGCUGCCGGCCCAUGCCUGCGGCCUGCUGCGCGCCCGCGCCAGCCCCCUGGCCUGCCUGCGGCACCAAGCGGCCAGCGUCGCCUGGCUGCUGUCCCUGGCCUGCACGGCCUGCGCCGCGGCCCUCCUCCUCUUCCUCUGGGUGACCUGCUGCUCCCAGCGCCCGCGGCCCAAGUUCUACGGCAUCGCCCUGGGCUCCGCUCUCCUGCUCUUCUUCUGCGGCCUGCCCCUGGUCGUCUACUGGAGCCUGCGGCCCUUCCUCAACCUCUUGCUGCCCGUGUUCCUGCCGCUGGCCACCCUCCUGGCCUGCGUCCACAGCAGCGCCAAGCCGCUCAUCUGCUUCGCCGCCGGCCGCCAGCCGGGCAGACGCGAGCCGCUGCGCGCGGUUCUGCAGAGGGCCCUGGGGGAGGAGGCCGGGCUGGGGGCCAGGGGGCAGUCCCUGCCCAUGGGCCUCAUAUAG